AUGUUACCAAGUAUUAGCUACAACGAGUCGCCCCAUUCAAUUUAUCUACUUACCACAUACAAACAACAACCACCACGUAUACAGAUAUUCAGCAGCGUCUUGGUCUGUUACCUUACGUGGCUACCGAGCAUUUCAGGGGUGGAAAACAUCACACGCGGAGUAGCGAGGCACCUGAGAUCGAUUGGAUUCCCCGAGGGCAGUGGUAUGGGGAUAUUCUUCGCGCUUGGAGUGCCCAUUGAUAUUCCCAAUAAAUCGGUGCUAUUUUCCCUGUACUUCGAGGCGAAUUACGGUCUGCCCGGUGAAUGGAAUUCCAGUUAUUACUUGGAGGAGCCGUAUAUCAAGAAACGUGGUCUGGAUCGACGACUGGCGUACGAUAUUCUCACAAACAAAUUAGAAAGCUUCGGAUAUUCCGGGAAGGGUUGCCUAUUAAAAAUGAUCUGCGAAACAGCGAACGAUCCUUUGACCAGGAACGGUGUAGUUGGCGAUGUUCUGCAAAUUUUAUUCACACCAUCUUCCUCGCAGGAUGAAAAUCUUCCAAGCGAAAUCAUCGCAGCCGAGUACACGAAAAACUGCUACAACUACAAUAAGGAAUGCCCUCAAAGUCCACUAGCCUUGAUACGUCACUACGAACUUGACAGUAAUAGUUGAAACAAAAAGGGUUCUCGGACUCUUCAAUCGCAA
Messenger RNA from Dufourea novaeangliae, 681 nucleotides. RefSeq lists its product as uncharacterized. The transcript has 5 exons. The coding region runs from base 1 to 648 and encodes 215 amino acids. Lineage: Eukaryota; Metazoa; Arthropoda; Insecta; Hymenoptera; Halictidae. The record is from RefSeq and is a predicted model, not a curated record.